AUGAAUUUUUUAUCCCUAAAUGUGAGAGGGAUAGGGCAAGAAGCUAAGGCUCGCCGAGUUAGUAAUCUGAUGUUUGUGCAUAAAAUCUAUUUUUUGUGCAUUAAGGAGACUCAAUUUACGGAUGGGUCUAAAAUAAGAGCCCGUUCAUCGUGGAGGUCGGAUUCGUUCGAGUGGGAUUUUGUUAAUUUCAACGGGAGGUCAGGGGGGUUGUUGUGCGCUUGGGAUAUGGAGGUAUUUAUGGUUGUGUCGACAAUUAAAAGCAAGUUCUAUAUGGUGGUCAAAGGAAAGAUUAAAGGUUAUGACCAGAUUGUUUUUAUUGUAAACGUUUAUGGGCCUCGAAACCUUCCCGAUAGAAAGAUGGUUUGGCUGGAGCUUCAGCAGUUAAAGGAGAACAACCCGGGGGUGUGGGUGUUGAUAGGCGAUUUUAAUGCGGUUAGGUUCAUGGAGGACAAAUGUAAUUCAGAUUUUGAUCCAGCGUGUGCUACAGCGCUGAAUGGCUUCCUGACGAAAGCUUAUUUGCAUCAGUUCACUAUGAAAGGCCAGCGAUAUACCUAUUGUAAAGACAAGGACAGAAAGCUGAGUAAAAUUGACAGGUACUUGUCAGAUCACUCACCUCUCGUUCUUAUUUCUCAUCCGUUUGAUUAUGGUCCGUGUCCUUUUCGGGUUUUUAACUCAUGGCUGGAGGUCCCAAAUUUGGAAGCGGUAGUAGUUGGUGCUUUGUCUUCUAUGCAGUUCGUUGGUUCUCCUGAUGUUAUUUUAAGCUCUAAGCUUAAAUGCAUUAAAGAGGAGAUUAAAAAGUGGGUUAAUAUUAGGAAAUCAAAAGCAACUGAAAAGUAUGAUAAGGCAUGUUCAGACCUUCAUGACCUGGACUUGGCAAUGGAAGAGAGAGAUCUAGAAGAGGAGGAAGAGUAG
Helianthus annuus (common sunflower) is the source of this 912-nucleotide messenger RNA. RefSeq lists its product as uncharacterized. Gene Ontology annotation, biological process: base-excision repair. The coding region runs from base 1 to 912 and encodes 303 amino acids. Lineage: Eukaryota; Viridiplantae; Streptophyta; Magnoliopsida; Asterales; Asteraceae. The transcript is spliced from 2 exons. Gene Ontology annotation, molecular function: DNA-(apurinic or apyrimidinic site) endonuclease activity; double-stranded DNA 3'-5' DNA exonuclease activity; phosphoric diester hydrolase activity. The record is from RefSeq and is a predicted model, not a curated record. Gene Ontology annotation, cellular component: nucleus.